GGCUCCGGUGCAGCACACGGACUGUCAAAUCACCGCGUAACUUUGCUCAAUCACUGGAUUAAACAUCACUUUUGGAGUACAAAAACUUACUUUUCCGGGGUGUACCGUUAUCGGACCAGUCUUGGAUGAGAUGGAGGUUUAGGAGGCCUGAUUGUCGUUGUAAAGAGUAAGAUUUGGGUUAUAUUCAGUGUUUGAUGGCUGCUGGGGAUGGAGCCCAGCUGCCGGCGACCGUAGCGGCCAGCAGGAGCGUGGAGAAGGCGCUGGAAGAGGCUGCGUCCAGCGGAGCGCUCAUCCUCUCCAACCGUAAACUAAAAGAGUUCCCCCGCACCGCCAAGAACUAUGACCUGUCCGACGUUACACACGCAGAUCUGUCAAAGAACCGGCUCUGUGAGGUGCCAGAGGAGGUGUGUCAGUUUGUCUCUCUGGAGACACUCAGUCUGUACCAUAACUGUGUGCGAUCCCUCACGCCCAGCCUGUGCCAGCUGCAAGCCCUCACCUACCUCAACCUCAGGUACACACACACCCCUCCCCAGAUACACAUGGUACUCUCGGUUGUCUGUGAUAAAAUGCCUCUAAAACUUUUGGUUCUUUCUGUAGUGAAUGGAGACCUGGAGCAAGUGAAUUUUAUAGACAACAGUGUAACGGAGGAAGAAGAGGAGAGGUGUCACCCUCCGCUUACAGAGCCCCCUCAGGAAAAGAGUGAAAGUACCAGCAGCACAUCCUCCCAGAGCCCCGAGUCUACAUGCAGCAGGAUAUUUGUGAUUGGAGAUGGUUCAGACUCCGGCUCACCAUCCAGUCCUACUUUAGAGGAGAGAAGGAGACCUGGAAACCUGCUCAUCUGGCAGGAGAGAGAGAGAGCCCAACAGCAGAGAGACAGAACUAGCACUUUGCAGAAGAUGACUGUAAAAACAGGAAGUAACUUGGCAACGACGACAAAGCACGGAGGAACAGGAAGUGUUUCAGGUGGUGAUUCUGAUAGCAACGCUCCACCCAAUGGCCUGAAACAGAGAUGUGCAAGUGUAGAUCAGGUUUCUCCAUCCUCUCAAUCGGGGUCUUUACAGCGCUCCAUCAGUCGCCCAGAUGCAUCCUCUGUGAAGCCCUGUUCUCCUACAGGUUCUGCUCCCAAACCCAACAGCUUCUUAUUCCGCACAUCCUCACGCUGCAACGUCAAGACAGGAUCAGGAAACAGUUUGGCGGAGUCUGGCUGCAGUGACUCCCGCUCCACACUCAGAUCCCCUCGAGAGGAGAGAACAGACAUCUUGCAACUGCGUAAAACUCUGGAGUCGCGUCUGAAGAUCUCUGUGCCUGAGGAUCUGGGAGAGGCAUUGUCCAAUGGCACAAUUCUAUGCCAGUUGGCCAAUCACGUGCGACCCCGUUCUGUGUCAAUCAUCCACAUCCCCUCACCGGCAGUGGACACACUGUGUCCGCCGCAGCUGAUUCUGGAGGAAGAGGGGCUCACGCGCAUCGCUCAGACCGUUCAGGCACUUUUGGAGUUGCCUACAUCAGGUUCCCGUCGCUCAUCCCGUCAGGACCCCUCAGGGCUUCCUCUUCAAUCCACGACUCAAAAUCAAGAUGCUGCCUCCUAG
Messenger RNA from Sinocyclocheilus grahami, 1586 nucleotides. RefSeq names its product leucine-rich repeat and calponin homology domain-containing protein 4-like. Gene Ontology annotation, cellular component: cytoplasm. Bases 195 to 1586 code for a protein of 463 amino acids. Lineage: Eukaryota; Metazoa; Chordata; Actinopteri; Cypriniformes; Cyprinidae. The record is from RefSeq and is a predicted model, not a curated record. The transcript has 12 exons.